AUGCCUGCUUUAUCACGUACCUAUAUUCUUUCGCUCUAUCGUUCUUUUCUUCGCGUAAUUGACCGUUGGCCAACGGAUUAUUUACGUCCAAACCGAAACUUUAAACAUGUUCUUCACUUACGUGUUACUGAAGGUUUUAGGCAAAAUCUUUCAGUUAAGGACGCGGAUGUGCUAAGAGCUUUAGUCAUGGAUGCAGAAAAUGAACUUGAUGCCUUAAGAAGGCUGGCAAAUAAUGAAUUUAAAGAGAAG
Dentiscutata heterogama is the source of this 249-nucleotide messenger RNA. The record is from the annotation of a GenBank genome assembly. NCBI's taxonomy places the organism in Eukaryota, Fungi, Glomeromycota, Glomeromycetes, Diversisporales, Gigasporaceae.